GUGACAUGGACAUGCACGCACUUAAAAUUAUAGUAUUAGCUAUCAGAGGGGUAGCAAACAGUGGGUUUGAGAGAAUUUUUCACGUGGGAAAGGGAACAUGAUGGAUGGGAUGUGGUCCAUGAGGGAUCAGCCGCGUGAUUCACCGGCGGAGGGUGGAGAUUUUAAGAGCCCUGGCCUGGCACAGCGUGAAAAAGGAAAAGAGAUGGAGAUGGCGACGGGGAUGGGAGAUGCGGAUCCCAAGGAUGGUGGGGUUUCCUGACCAAGAAAGGAACAGUUCUCUUUUCCCAACAAAGCAUGUCACGGAACGGAACCAAGACCUGCAACAGUUGUAGGAGCUGAAACUGCGAGGCAUGAAAUCAAAUUUUUAUAUUAUU
Molecule: messenger RNA, 374 nt
Organism: Rubroshorea leprosula
Lineage: Eukaryota; Viridiplantae; Streptophyta; Magnoliopsida; Malvales; Dipterocarpaceae
Source: the annotation of a GenBank genome assembly